AUGAGUGGAAGAAGGAAUCGAAAUCAAGCUGAAGGCGGCGGCGGCUGCUGUAACGCUGCGGGUGGCCUGAGCUCGGAUGACAAGGAAGUCCCAGUGGAAUGUCUCAUCUGUGCUGACCCGUGCCGUGCGCUCUGCGUGUUCCAGUGCGGACACUACACAUGCUACAGCUGUGGCUUGCGCAUCCACAGCGUGAACAAGGGCAGCUGCCCGGUUUGCCGAAAGGAGGCGACCGAGAUGCCGAUCAUUACGCAGAAGGUGAGUCGCGAGGAGGAGCAGUUCUCCGCUGAGGAGGUGGCGAGUAUGCGGCGGGUCGUCACGACUGAUCAUUACCUGCGCUGCGUCAUUGAUUCUCCACAGCUCGCGUGCGAGAUGGCGAAGCUGUACGAGUAUACUUGCCCUAUCGAGAGCUGCUGGUGCCAGGGAUACCAAGAUCCGUUUCUCAAAAUCAACAUGCUCAAGGAUCACUUGUGGGUCGAUCACGAGCUCGUGUAUUGUGAAGUGUGUCUCCAGCACAGACCUGCCUUCUUGUGCGAGCAAGUGGCCUACUCUAGUACUGCCCUGCAGCACCACAUGGAGGGGCGGUGCCGACAUGACCGGUCGUCGUUCACAGGCCACCCACCGUGUCGCUUCUGCAAGCGCACGAACCGGUUCUACGAUGGUGAAUCGCUGCUGAAGCACAUGCAGCAGCAGCACUACACGUGUGAUGUGUGCAAUCGAGGUCAGUUCACCUUUACCUUUUACGCCAGUCGCCAAAAGCUUGACCAGCACUUUCAGAUGUGCCACAAGAUAUGCGACCAUCCCGACUGUGCGUCGCUUGAUUUGAUGAUGCGUGUGUUCGGCAACGAGAUUGACCUGAUGGUGCACAAGCAGCGCGUCCAUGGCGUCAAGGCGAAGGUGACGUUCUCGCCAGCCAUGUUCGGCGAAGCAUCAAGCGCGCCAGCGGGCAGCGGCUCUACCGGCACCGCGCCGGCGACGGCGUCGAACGCAAACGUGAUUCAGAUUACGUUUGAUCACAUUUUCCGCGUAGAGACGGUGGCUAUGAUGCCAACCAAGGAGAACUGUCACGGUGGCGGUCGCCAUGGAGGUGGUGGUGGUGGCCAACGGAGCGUAGAUACAGUGCACGCCCCGGAGGAGAACGGCAUUCCGUUGUACUACUUGCACAGCGACACCUUACCGAUCCUCACCCGCCCUGUUGCAAGCGACGCCGGCACAGCAAGCAUCUCAGCGCGCUCCGGUGGGGCGUGGAGAAACGACACGAGAAGUGACCCCUCCUUCUCCGCCUUCGCCAUCGCUGAGGAUAUGCGCAACUACAACGUUAGGAACAAGCUCCCGACGGAUAGGAAGCAGCUUGAGCAGCGCCUGAACGACAUGCUGAGCAAACACUUGCGCUCGCCAGUCGCCUACGCACAGUUCCGCAGCUACACUCGGGAUUUCAUGGAAUCAGCAAUGCUGACCUCCAAGUAUUACGACGUGCUCGCGAGAGAGUGCUUUCCUAACCCACAGGUGUUUCAUGGCGUGUUCCCGUUGAUUGUAGCGACCGUGCCAGUGGCGGCGAAGCAGGCAGCCUUGCAGGAGGUGCAUAAGAUGCGCAUGGCCCCUGAGAUGCAGCGCAUUGCUCGGGCUCGCGAGGAGGACGCGCGGAAAGAGGCAGAGGCACGCACAGCUGCGGCAUCUGCCGAGGAGGUGCGGAACUGCAAAGCUGAAAAGAACAACAGCAACAAUAAUGGCGGCAACAAGAAAAGCGCGCCAGCAGGUGCGCCGUCUCCCUUUGGAAGGAAGAACGCCAAGGGAGAGGGAGGCCGGCAGAAUGCAUGGCUGACGACGGAUACGCGGUCCAAGUUCGGUGUCAGCAGCGCCGCGCCAGCACAACAUCAGGAUCCCUUUCUUAAUGCCAACGCCAUCUCACCAACGACGUUGGCGCCGUCUGCAGCGGCAUCCCUGAAGUCGAACUCGAACAGCGGCCCGCGCGCAUGGGGGUCUGCUACGGUCACCUCGUUGGGCCCGUCUUCCAUCACGCCUGCUGCAGCCUCGGCGCCAGUGUCUACAGCAGUCCAUGUGGGGGGAGGACUGGUCAUCAAUGAAGAGACGUUCCCGUCCUUACCGAACAACGGUAUUCGUCGUGACCCAAUCAGCAAGGCGCAGCGGGCAAAACCGAACGCGUGGUUUAAGCGGUAA
Leishmania braziliensis MHOM/BR/75/M2904 is the source of this 2175-nucleotide messenger RNA. RefSeq lists its product as hypothetical. The transcript has a single exon. Gene Ontology annotation, biological process: protein ubiquitination; rescue of stalled cytosolic ribosome. Lineage: Eukaryota; Euglenozoa; Kinetoplastea; Trypanosomatida; Trypanosomatidae. Gene Ontology annotation, molecular function: ribosome binding; ubiquitin protein ligase activity. The record is from RefSeq and is a predicted model, not a curated record. The coding region runs from base 1 to 2175 and encodes 724 amino acids.